Bacillus rossius redtenbacheri is the source of this 4881-nucleotide messenger RNA. Its product is annotated as putative methyltransferase C9orf114 homolog. The coding region runs from base 3478 to 4671 and encodes 397 amino acids. The record is from RefSeq and is a predicted model, not a curated record. The transcript is spliced from 4 exons. Lineage: Eukaryota; Metazoa; Arthropoda; Insecta; Phasmatodea; Bacillidae.
GUGUCUGGUACAAUCACAGGGUUAGUGGAUGUAGGUUCUAAUACAACAGACACACAGUUCUCUCAUAAUGCUGACCAUGGUUUGGUCCUAUUCUUUCGGCCAUUUAUUUGUAACUGGGGCCAGGUUGUUGGUCUGUAUCUCACCAAAAAUGCAGCCCCUGGCAAUGUCCUUACAAAUUUGGUUCUGGAUGCUAUUGCGAAACUAGAUGCAGCUGGUCUGUUUGUAGACUGCGUAGUGUGUGAUGGAGCAACAACAAACCGUUCAAUGUGGAAAAAGUUUGGUAUUGGCAUAAAAUAUGAGAAGAACGUUUGUAAUUCAGUUACCCACCCAUGUAGUGACACAGGCGACAGAAAGUUAUAUUUCAUUUCUGAUGGUCCACACUUGUUUAAGUGCAUAAGAAACAGAUGGCUUAAAUUACGUGUAUUUAAGGUUAGUUUUCAAAUGUAAAAAAAAAAUUGCUGACAUUUCAAUAUGAUUAUUUGAUUGUUAAAAUCUGUUACGGAAUUUGUUUCAUUUAAGAUCGGGAUGGAAGCAGCAUGCAUGAACCACUUGGAACUUCUAUUGAAGUAUGACAGUAAAGCGGCAGGCCCAAGAAUGGCCCCAAAUUUAACAUAUAAACAUGUGCAGCCAAAAAAUUUCCAGAAAAUGAGUGUUACUCUCAUGAAGCAGGUAACUAAAAAUUGCUGUACAAAUUAUGUAAUUUCCAUAAUGCAGUUAUUCAUAAUAAAAUUUCCACACAUCAAAAUUUAAGCGAUAAUGGUACUUGUCAUUGUUUUCUUUACCGACUAACUACCAGAGGCACUAAUGAAUUUAUGAACACAAUUUUCUUUUGCUUCCAAGAGCAUUUUUGGGAAUGAAAUGGGAAAUAUGGGCUCGGCCAAUUUAUUCACAUCCUGUGCACACAACACAUUAAAAAUUAUUUUGUAAAUUAAAUAUAUAUACUUGUUUUAUUAAAUAAGUACACAAAAAUAAUUUUAUAGACAGCUUCUAUUCAUAAACUGCACUUAACAAAAAUAAAGAUUUUCCUGUAUUGAAACAUUAAAAAUACUUAAUGAUUCUUUAUUUCUUAUGUAGACACUUCUUGGUUUCUUGGAGUAUAUUGACACGUGGGAAUAAUCCACCAAAUAUCAGCCAGAAUUGUUUCUUUCACCAUCAACAGCCUGUGGAAUAAGAGUAAUGAUAACAUCAAUCAUUGAGUUGUCACAUACACUUAAUUCUAUUGGCUUUCGUUACCUUCUCACAUCAAAGGUCAACCAAAACAUAUUGGAGGUAUGUAUUAUUUAAAAAAAACAUUCAUUGCUGAUUUUUUAAAGCAAAUAAUAGCUAAUUAACUAAUCCUUAUGUGAUGUCUAUAGGAAAAGUUCAAUAUUGCAAUUGGAAUUUAAUUUUUUUGCCUUAUAAAAUUUUCAAUAACUAUUUUUGAGACCUCAGAAAAAAAUGUUAUGAAAUGCAGGAAAGUAAUCAGUGUUGAAAAUGAAAAAUAGGGACAAAUUUAUGGACAUAUCAAUUGUGGCAUUCCCUGCCUCUGAGCACCUGGUGACGACAGAGAGGGCAGGAGCAAGAGACACUACAUGCCAAGGGACAAAUUAAUUCUAGUGCAGGCUUAGUAAUACAAAUACACAUAUUAUUUCACUGAUUUUUCCAGCACAAUUUGAUAUAUUUAAAAACAAUCAGCUAGUAAUUUUAAAACGUGAUAGUUACAAUUGCUUAUAUUACUUCUCUAAAACAUGUGUUUUGACUUCAGUGAAAUUCCAUUGAAACAUAAAAAAUACAGCUUUGGUACUUCAUUAUAAAAGUUCACAAUUUUAAAACAUAUUACAUGGAUAUAGAAUUAUAUGUUUCAAUUAAGUGUGGUACUUUGCAAUGAGAUUUCAAUUUAAUAAACAAAUAAUUAAAUUGAGGCCAUCACUUACAGCAUAAUAAAUAAGUAAAUUAAAUAUAAAAAAUCCAACUUAAAACCUUUACACAUAUCUACAUGGUGUAUUCUCCACUCUUAUGAAGGCAACCAUGUGGUUGAAAAUUUGAAUUAUUUUGUUUGUCCCGUUUCCAUUUUAAUAACUAAUAGUUCUGCAACAUACACAUAAAACUAACCUAACCAAUCAUUCACUCCAUUUCACAGUAAUUUUAAUGUAGCUAACCUAACGUUUCUACAUGUUAAAACAGUAUACUACAAUAACAUAAUUUUUAAAAAAUAUGUCAAGAAUUUUGAUACUGUGAAAAUGGUUGGUUAGGUUAUAUUUAGUAAGCUGCGUUUAAAAUACUUAAAUAGUGGGUGUGGACAGUUGGUUAGGUUGGUUACAUUACCAAAAAAAAUAUAUAGUAAAAUCGUUUAGUUAAGAACCGCCCCUUUAAACUACACAUCCAAUGGCAUUGAUCUAAUUAUUUAAUUUUUUUAAUUGAAUAUAUUUUCCAUCCUGCUUCACAUAGUGCUUGAAGAUUAAGCACAAAAGGAACAACCAUUUACCUACCACAUUUUAUCCCUAUUUCAAAUUUCUAAACAAGCACAAAUGCUGCAAGUAGAUGGGUGCACCAUACAAGCUCACUACACUCAUAGUUUUGAAAACCAAAUUUCACAGUGAAGCGAUGAAAAGUUGAAAAAACAAUUAUUUUUCUCUUAAAUAUCAUAGUAAAUCACCAACGUUUUGUGUCCGUAAAUUUUAAAUUCGGACUUGCUGUAACUGAUAAUGGAAUAUGGUAUGUAAAUUGUAUUAGUGGCAUGAAUCAAAAUUACGUUAAGCUUGGAAAGACUGUCGCAUAUCCCGAGAAAUCAGUCGAAUAAUAACUAAGUGAAAGGUUGUUUAUGUUAUGCUUGCUAUAUUAACAAGUAAAUCUGUAAUUGAAGUACAAAGCUUACCUGCAGGUAAACUGAAGUAAGGUAAAGUGAGGUCAUGACCUCAACUUCACUUUAGUUAUUAUUCGCCUAAUUUCCAUUAAUCCGAGAAUCAACAACGUUCACAAACUAAAUAGUAUAGAUACUGUGAUAUCAAACCGAUAAAAACACAAACAAGCACAUCUUUUUUCAUCCAGACAUAACUUACCUCAAAUAUUUGCUUACCUUCAUAUGCAGAUUGCUCGCGGCGAAACAUAAACGCAGUAUAGCUUUUAUUUACGUACCCAAAAGGCACAAAGUUGUGAAAUUUACACGUUCUUAACGGAAGACUUGUUCAAUAUAAUUCUUGCAAACAAAAAGCACAUAACUAAAUACCAUACAGACUAUUUUAUUUGACUUCAAUGCGGUUUUCUCACGUUCACCCUCAUGGCAGUGUGUAAAAUGUUACCCUUUCGCUACGCCAGCGCACCUAGCGGCAGAAUUUUUCCCUGUGCCAAACUCGCCCAUAAGAAAACCCGUUUUCUUCCUAACCUGUAGUAGAAUUAACCUUAGCACCACCAAUCUGUAAACCAUAGAGAAAACAGCACGUGGGUUUGUUUGGCAACUGUAAUUUUUGUGUAAAUGUAAAAAGUGUGUUAACAACCAGCAUGAAGCCGGGCGUUGGUCGGAUGACGAGAGACGAGUACGUGAAGCUGAAGAAGCGGAAGGAAGAGAAGAAGAGACUGAAGCAAGAGAGGCUCGCCAAGAGGGCGAAGGCGGAGGGGGAGAGAGAAGCAGAGGAGGACGGGGGCAGCUCUGCGACGACCUCGGAGACACGCACCCUCAGCAUCGCAGUGCCGGGAUCGAUCCUGGAGAACGCCCAGUCCGCCGAACUGCGCACGUACCUCGCCGGGCAGAUCGCUAGGGCCGCGUGCAUCUUCGAAGUGGACGAGGUGGAACGGCGUGCAGGUGAUCGUGUACGACGACCUGCCCGACACGGACGCCGGCCGGAGGGUGGGGGUGGACGAGCAGGUGUACGGCGUGCGGACCGUGAGACGGUGCUGCGCGCAGCUGGCGCGGGUGCUGCAGUACCUCGAGUGCCCGCAGUACCUCAGGAGGAGCUUCUUCCCCGUGCACAAGGACCUGGAGUACGCGGGGCUCCUCAACCCUCUGGACGCGCCCCACCACCUGCGACAGGCCGACGACUUCGCCUACAGGGAGGGCAUAGUCACCAACCACGCAGGCAAAGCCGGCCACAGCUACGUGAACGUGGGGCUGCUCAAAGAAGUGUCGGUCAAGAAGGAACUCGCCCCCGGUCUGCGAGUGACGGUGAAGCUCCUGCCCGACAAGAGCUCCAAGAAGCUGCGUGGGGAGGUGGUGGCACCCUCGGAGCCGCGCGCGGCCACGGGCGUGUACUGGGGCUACACGGUGCGCAUCGCGCAGGCGCUGAGCGACGUGUUCUGCCGGGCGCCCUACCCCGGGGGCUACGACGUGACGUUGGGCACCUCGGACCGGGGCGUGAGCGUGCACGGACUGGCCGAGGGGAGCUUGUCGCAGCACCGGCACGCCCUGGUCGUGUUCGGGGGCCUGCAGGGGCUGGAGGCGGCCUUGGAGAGCGACGACAAGCUGACCGUGGACGACCCGGCGCUGCUGUUCGACCACUACCUCAACACGUGUCCCGGCCAGGGCUCCCGGACCAUACGCACCGAGGAGGCUGUCCUCGUAAGCCUCGCCGUCCUCAGACCCAAGUUCUCUCUCUGCGAGCAGAGGGACAACUUCAAACAUACUGCAAAAAACUGAGCAUUAAGACUUACUUGUGCAUUUUUAUUGCAUCUGGUGCAUCAUCAUCAGGCUGGUAUUAAACAAAAUACAAAACGAUUUAAUUGUUGUAAGAAUCACAAAUUUAAAAUUUUUAUUUUUAAAAAAUGUAGUGUGAUCCAAAUUAAAGUUUAUUCAUUUUUGGUUAAAAAAAAAAAUAUAUAUAUUUUUUUUUAUUAUUAACCUUGAAUGUGUGGUUGAAUAAGUCAGUAAAUAAAUAGCCUAUGUUGGUUUUUAAUAAAUAUAACUCCACA